Peronospora belbahrii is the source of this 6354-nucleotide messenger RNA. Lineage: Eukaryota; Oomycota; Peronosporomycetes; Peronosporales; Peronosporaceae. The record is from the annotation of a GenBank genome assembly.
AUGUAUUCAUAUGAGCAAAUAGCUGUACCCAUGUACCCUAUUUUACACCUACCACCUAAGUUACCAAUUAAUUGGCUGGACAAGAGGAUGGCGGCGCUACGGGACUUGGUAUUAGCGGUGGAGCGCGACCAGCAGCCACUGGAUACCGCCAUGUUGUCUUUCUCUCAAUCUUUAUUGCUCUCUCCAUCUUUUGAUACCGUUUCAAUACCAUCCGAACUUGGUAUAAACAAUGCGUCGUCUCUGCGUCUCCAAUUCUUAGCCGUCCACCCUCAAGGAGAGCUGCUAUUGCGCGUGUGGCCGGAACAACAUGGUGGUAGUAGUCGUUGGGAGAAGCGUGAGAGUUUUGCAACGUUUUUACACGUAGUGACGCACCUGUUGCAAGCACAAGAUCAAUUAAAUUCCGUCCAAGCUGAAGCUUUUGCGCUACGCGUCGUUCGUGAAAAGACGUCACAUUUAGAAAAGAUGCUGAGCUGGAGUGACAAGCCGUUGGUUGAGUUUCGAGCGCUAGAAUUAUUGACGACAGUGGUGAAGGUCAGUGCUGUGGCAGCGCGAGAGUUCGUACGACUCUUUAACUUUCAAUGCCCGGCAUUUGUCAAGCUAGCCACGAGAAGGUGGAAGAAGCUAGAGCCAGUAAACGGCAAGGUGAAGCAUGCAUCGUUUCAGCUAAGAGCAGCGUACGUGGACUUGGUGCUAGCGCUGACGGCGUGUCCGGAUAAGAGUGUACAUCGCUUUGCAAUGAAGGAAGGAGGUGUGACAGCUUCACUGUUUAAAAGCAUGGAUGGAGAUUCAGCUGAGUUGUUGACAACAAUUUUUACAAGACUUGGAGACUUGGUGUUGUAUAGUCAGGAGGUUGACCACAAGAACAAACUAGUUGUGUUUAAUGGUACUUGUGUGCAUCAAUUGUUGGCACUGCUGCAAGUAAAGGACGAAGAAAAGGUGCGAGAAACAGCACUGCAAAUGUUGAAGGCACUUUUCUUUAAAGAUAGUGCGCUGUAUGUGGUACCCCAAAAGCAGGCACUGCGACUUUUUUUGGCAAAGUCGGCGAGCUCACAAAGUAAUGAGGACGCGGUCUCGUCGGAAGAGGCGUACGCGCUCAAGGUGAUUCGUAAUGCCGUUGCAACGAUUGGUGUAAAAGAACUUUUGCACAGUACACAAGCUGAGACGCUCGUGAUGCAGUUUCUUACCAAGUAUCCAGGCUUCGUUUCGGAGUAUCUUGCGGCGCUGUCGGUGCAGCUUGAGCCGAGAUUAGUCUACCGUUGGUUUUGCGUGACUUCGUUGGUGCAGAAAUUGCUGUCCUGUUCUUUAGAUGCGGCAAUUAUGGGAAUGCCAGCAGAGAUUGAAGAUACGCUUACGUCGUGGUGCUCUGCACAGACCAUAGCGUCAAAGCUUAUUGCUCCAGGCAACUUCCGCAAGGAGCUCUCGCGUAGCAUCCAGCACAGCAACAAACUAGUGAUCUAUUCGUCUCUUGGUGUAAUUGAGGCAAUGCUCAAUCGUUAUGUGCGCUUGGUUCCUUCGUUGAAAUCAUUGGGUCUCGCAUUAGACGUACAAUCGGAGCUACGCUACCUUUUUCCAAGUCCAGAAGCACUAGUCUCGUUGCUGCUUAAGUUAUGCGCCUCGCAAGAGCGAAGCAUUGCGCUUGUUUACGUGCGCGCUCUUACAGUAUUCCGCCUCUAUUUAGAGUGCCUUCCUCAAGCUAUGCGUGAAGUGAAGGUUGAUUUUACAAAGACUUUGACGUGGCGUUAUUUGGACUGUCCCGUUGAUGGUAGUGCUGAAAGUGCCAUGCCGGCACCUACGCAACUUUUGAUCGUUGGCGAAAUGUUGCGUUUUUUACUUGCUGUGGACACUUCACGUUUGCGCUUUCUUUUUACUAGUGGCAGCUCUGGUCAGCGCUCGAAGCUCCGGCAGAUGUUGUUGUUGUACGUUUCAACGCCUUGUCGUGCCGUGCAAGAACUUGCAGGACAGGUGCUUCAGCGGACUUUGCUUACCUCAGACAUCUUUGGGCUAGAAACACAUGGAGAACAGCAUAGUCCUGGUGGACGUGCAAGCAAAGAAGUUACAUUUUGGCUUGAAAGUUUGUGUCAGGGUGGCGGCAAAAUUUGUGCUGAAUUUACUGAACAGCUUGUGCGUGCUGUGCUGGUUGACCCGCUCAUGUUUGUUUCCAUUGGUAGCCGCGUGGUAACAAACGCGUCGUCUUCUUUAAGCCCAAUCACUGUGGCCUUGGUGGGAUUUCUCGACACACGAACAGAUGUCGAUAUGAAACUGGACUUGUCGACAUACCAUGCCGACCCGUGUGUUAUAGCCUUUGCUGUGCGCAUUUUGCUAGCAGUGAUGCAAACCAGCGAGCAUCCGCAGCAACUAGUCGCAUUGAUUGCAAGCAACUGCGAUUUUCCUGACAGGGAUGUGUCUGCGACCAGACUGCGCGUUGACGUGAAAGAUGAAACCUCCAGCGCUGACUCUAACAACAAAAAGCGAAAGCGGUCGAUUGGGUCCGACGAUUGUCGUUGCGAAGAUGAUGCUUAUGCGUGGCUUAAGACGACUUGUAAAAGUUUUGUUUCAGGGAAGUGCAUAGGCAAGAGUGCACCAAAGAAAAUGGUGCGAGCAGCUAGCAGCAGUACGUGGGACCGCCUUAACGACCCCAACGCUUUAACUGCGGCGUUGGUAGCGAUAACGCCAUCGAGCUUUUGUUCUUGCUGGGAACAAAUUGUCAGCAACUGCGCUGACAUAGCACAAUCCUUUGACCCUAUUCUUCAUUAUCUGUCUGGGCGAGGAGACGUGGAUAUUCUCUCUUUAUUGACUCUUUCUGAGACGUCGUCAGCGACGAAAAAAAAAAACUGGACGGCGCAAGCAGCAGACCAUGUUCUUUUCAGCAUUGCGAGCAGAAACUGUGAGGAGCAGGAAUCGGCGAUUGUUGUGGUGAUAAGCAUGGUGAAGAGUAGAGUCAAAGAUCAUCAGCUGGUAGUGACAGAUGCAGUGCGCAUGUGCGAUCAACUUGUGUUCUUUUUCUCGUCAAACAACCUGGGUUUUUCGGACACUGGACACGCACAUCUUUGCGAACUUCUAUUGAACCUGCUGACGAUCGUUAUCGUUUCUAGCGAGAAGUGUCGUGCUUCUAGCGUAGUGACACGACUAUUCUAUAAACUUCGAGCAGCGAUAACCAGUACUUUGAGCUCGGGGUUGAGACGUCAGCUUUCUGCUGUGGAGAUUGUUGCUCUGCAUGUUUGUUCCAGUAUGAAGCCAGACACGGAUUUGACAAAGCUGUGCGACUUCGGUAAUCUCGUUCAACGCACAGGCGUUCCGCUCGUCGCAGUGUUAGCUUCGCGCGUCCCUUCUAGAGCACUUGUCGCUGUGCUUGAUAACCUUCUGCACCAAUCUAGUGUUGUGACUGUUGCCUCUCCAAACAUUGUGCUCGUUGAGCGUGUACUUGAAUUUCUGGGACAUAAUGACGUGAUCGAGCAAUACGCCUCUUUUGCGGACUACAAGCGCACGAAGUUGCUCACACAGAAGCUUUGGCAGCUGCUGAGCAGCCAAAGCGGCAAGUGGUGUCUGCUCCUUUUGACAAAUGGAUUCAGAAUAGUGGGGAAUCUUGGUGGCGUUGAUGCCUCAACAGCAGUGGCAUCGGUUGAAACUUUUCUCCUGCCACUUGUUGUCCGAAGUGCGCACGUCAUAUCAAAUGACAAACAAUGUACUGAAACACUUCGAGCUAUUGUCACAGCAAUUCGAAGCGGAAUCGAGGCUGCAGUGUUUCCAGUUGUCUUUGAGGAGCAGCUAUUGAAUUGGCUGCAACGUGAAAAGGAUGAGCGAGUAAAGUGUGUCUUGGUGGGAGCUAUUUACGAUGUCUUUGCGCGUGUUAGGAAUCACGCGCUGCAUCACGUUUCCAAGGAGUUGAUCCCAAUUUGUCUUCAUCGUAUGCUGUUAGAUUUGCAGGAAAGCUAUGCGGCAGAACUUGCCAUGAUGAGACAUUUAUUAAUUGAUAGUUCUUUGAGUGUGUACGCGAACAGAUUGGAUGCAUCUGUCCAAGCAUUUGUGGAAAAGUUUGAGAGUUGUGUACAUGAUGAGACUUUGUCGUCUGGUCAGCUGCUUGCUCUUUUACUACUAUCGCGCAACAGUGGGUUUCACGAAAGCAUGGAUGCCAGCUUGCUGGUAAUCCUUAUGAAGAGUGGCAUGUGCGCUUUGAAGGCAGCACAAAACAACAUGGACAAGCAUUUCCUAAGCGAACGUACAAAAUGGCUUCACAAAUCUGAAGCGACUAUACUUUUGGUGGAGAGUACUGUUGAAUGUUUCAAACAUCAAGGACAAGAGAAGCAGACAUCAGUUUUGAAAAUGCUGCUUCCACUUGUUGCUGUGAUGCGUGAAGGUGCUCGAGUGAGUACUGACGAGGUUACAUUCAAGGAAUUUGUACUCUUGACAGCAGCCCUGCUACGUCUAGUGGGGCACGAUGUGUAUGCAAUCGACUACGACUUUGUAGCUCACUUCGUUGCGGUCGUGCAACACCCCUGCUUUGUGCGGAGCCUGCAAAAUGCGGACAAUGUAGGGCUACAGCUUUUGCUUGCUCGGGUAGUUGCGCGACUUGCACGCAUCACAGGAAACUAUACGCGUUCUCUAUUGCAGACAUUGCUGAGUUCCUACUCAAUGUCGCUUUCUCCUUUCGAUCGCAGCUUGCGGGUGUUGUUUGAAGAAUUCGAAGCUCGAGAGGAAGAUGGUCUUACGUUAGUAAGUAUGGGCUUCCGCUUUGGUGCAUCCUCUACGAUUCCACCAUCAGCAGCUAUGUUGGCGUCAUCGAAAAGCUCUCACAACGACUUAGUUGACGAUUCAGCAUGGGUCCUCGGAGGAGGCCUUGAACAGGAUCGGGUUCGUGCCACUAUUGACCGCUUCCCUCUUUGGCGUGAGGUUUCCACUCUUUGCGACGCAUAUCUUUUGGAUCUCGAUGAAGAGCUCCAUAUUGACGAUUCUAGUAUCAAAGCCGAGCAUUUCCCGCUCAUUGACGGUAAGGAGCCCGUUGAAGGCUAUGACCCAGCAUUCAUCUUGCCGAUGCUGUCACAUUUUAUUUCCUCAUCAGACUUUCACGAUGGCGCCAUUGUGCAGCAAGGUUUGUUGGGCGUAGCUAUUCGGGCUACGUCUUCUGAUGUCAAAAUUAUUCGCGAACAUGCCUUUGGUAUCCUUGCACACGUGCACGAAUCUUUGCAAGCUACAACGGAGACUACAAGCGGUUUCAAGGCAGGGCGUCAAGUGCAUCUUUUGUUAGAUGUAUUCCGCCGUGGUGUCGAAAAGUCCCUCCAGCAAGUCCCAUCCGUGGUCACUGUCUUCCUCAACGACGCGCUUGCUGUCUUAACACGUCCAACGCACGUGUUGUACCCGCAAGUCAACCACUUCCUGCUGGCGCGCCCCGCGAUGGAUCUAGCUGAUGUUCCAAUGUUCUAUUCGUUAUUUAACAGCCGAGCACCUUUAACGUUCCGCCAAGAGCGAUCAUGGCUCCUUCACGCGCUUCGUCGCGGAAUCUGCAACGAUGAUGACGUGGUGCUGCUUGUGCGCCGCCACGUACUUCCGAUGCUGUUAAGUUUCUUCACUUCUGAACUAGCCGAUACUCACACACAGCCAUUGAUCGUGAAGAUUCUUCUUGCAGCACUACGUACGCCGUCAGGUGGCGUUUAUCUGGUGACAAAGGCAGGACUAGUGGAAUGGUUGGCAGUACAGUUCUUGAAACAUGGAGCUGCGUCUUUAUCUACAAAAUCGCACAAUGUCAAGUUGUUGGGAUCCAUACGGACGGCUUCAUCGGCAAUAUUACUUCCGCUUAUGAAUGUUCUGGAGCAAGCAUUACAUGAUCGAAUAUGGGGUAUCUUGGAUGCUACUCAGCAACACGCAGCGGCUCUGCAAGCAGUAAAUGCUUUCGCAUCCCUGCACGCAGCUCUUGCAGCGUGUCGUGCGGAAUCAAAAAACGACCACCCGCUUACAAGUAAAGUUGCUGUCAUUGCGGAAUGGGUUGUUCGUCGCGCUGGGUCCGUGUGCUCCUUGAAGUUGUUGCACAAGGCUAUUGAAGUGGUCCAGCAAUCUGCCAUGUUUGAAAAUGUGAGUAUUAAUUUGGCCGAGAUGGUAGCCAGCAAUCUUGCUCAAUGGCUGCUGCAGCGACGUCACUACCAAGCACAAAAGCAAUACUUUCACGACUGGGCUGUUCUACUGCGUCAGGUAGCAUCACUACUUGUUUCCUACGACAAUCACACAGGUUUGGCGAAACAGCAGCGAAUGAGGCAUGCUCUUGAGCAAAUGAAGUCUAGUUUGGACCAACUCCCAACACUAAAACUACUUGUAAUAUCUUCUACUGCGAACAACCCAAAUGCUGCUGCUCACGCAUUGCUCUAG